AUGGAGCUUCCAAUGGGAAACAAUGGUGGUGCUUCUGGUGAUGAGCAUGAAGUUUUAUCAUCCAUUGAUUACCGUGGAGCUUUUGCUGAUGUUCACGAGGAAAUCUAUAUUUUCAUGUCUGUUUUUCGGUGUUUUGUGUCUCUUGGCUUGCUCUUUGUUGGUAAGGAAUGUCCACAUCCGGAUGAAAACCAGCGGCGCCAGCUGAGUAGGGAAUUAGGCCUUGAGGCUAAGCAGAUCAAGUUCUGGUUUCAAAACAAGAGGACUCAGACAAAGGCGCAAAGUGAGCGAGCAGAUAAUUCAGUUCUUCGGUCAGAAAAUGAGAGGGUUCAAUGUGAAAAUCUUGCAAUCAGAGAGGCACUGAAAAAUGUGAUUUGCCCAGCUUGUGGAGGUCCUCCCUUCGGAGAAGAAGAACGCCAACGUAGUCUGCAGAAACUAAAGCAGGAAAAUGCUCGAUUGAAAGAAGAGGCUAGUUCGGAUUAUUCCAACUAA
This is a messenger RNA of Dovyalis caffra, 489 nucleotides long. The record is from the annotation of a GenBank genome assembly. NCBI's taxonomy places the organism in Eukaryota, Viridiplantae, Streptophyta, Magnoliopsida, Malpighiales, Salicaceae.